CUGGCUUUCCCUUUUUGUCUCGGCUUUCCCUCUCCGUCUCCAAAAUCUCUCCCCCAACUCCCAAAUACCCUCUACUGCACUCCACUUUUCUCUAAAUUACCAACAGGUCCUGCUCCGACCACCCACCCAAUUUCCCAAAUCCCCCACACCCACAAAUCUUCCCCUCAAUCAACAAUCUUCGCCACUCUCCGCCGCCACUCCUCAAUUUUCCGGCGCUAAAACCUCCCCCCCUCCUUGCCCUGAUGCUAUAGCUCCACCACCGCCGGGGCCAUCCACCGCCGGCGAAGCUUUCAUCGUCCCCCGGUUUCCUGGGGAUACUUCUCGGUCCGUGUGGAUUCUGAAAGUCCUUUUUCUGUUUCGGGUUUUGCCCCCGGAGCCUGUGGUAUUUGAAUCUUUUUUUAGGGUUUCUUUGUUUGUUGUACGUGUAUACGCCAUGCCUCCGGGUCGGAGACGGGGAGUAAAUAAAGCCAAGGCCAAUAGAGAGCUCAGCUUGGGAGAUCUUGUCCUCGCUAAGGUCAAGGGUUUUCCUCCUUGGCCAGCCAAGAUUAGCAGGCCCGAGGACUGGGAGAGAUCUCCUGACCCCAAGAAAUGUUUUGUCCAUUUCUUUGGAACGCUAGAAAUAGCUUUUGUAGCCCCUGGUGAUAUUCAGGCCUUCACUAUUGUGGAAAAGAACAAAUUAUCAGCUCGUUGCCAAGGUAAAACAACUCAGUUUGCUCAGGCUGUGAGGGAUAUAUGUGCAGCAUUUGAUGAAAAACAAAUUCAUAAAACUAGCGGUAUGAGAGUUGAUAUGGAUAGAUUGGAAACUGAAAGUGGUGCCCCCUGCGCUGAUCGGGUUGUGGAUAAUGAGUUAGAUGUUGACUUGAAGGAUGAAGUAGGUACUGCAGAAUCAAAUGAUGAUGCUGUAAAUGAAGGCAUAAGUGACUACAGCUCUAGACUGGAGCGUUGCUCACAAAAACGAGGUGAAACCAAUGCUGAAGAUAUCAAGCCUUCGGUAGAAUGCCAUCAGUCUGAUGAUUCAUCUUCAGGAAUUUCUUCAGACCAGAAAAACAGUAUAUUAGACAUUUCACCAAAGAAUGAAGCAGUUACAUCUGAUCCAGAUAAAGAUAUUACUCAAACAGAGAAGCCUGCUGAACUCCAGAAGACAGCUACGACCAAUGGUCAAAAUGUAAAAAAUGAAGUAAAAAACGAAGGUGCUAGCUCAAAGAAGAAACAAGAGGUUGCUGCGAAACAACACAAGAGCAAAGGCUAUGCUGGCACAGCAUCCAAGAACGAAACUUCUGAUAAUUGUCUUGAUCUCCCGGAAUCUAUUGUGGACUCAAAGGGUGGAAAGAAAGGAAAAUCCUCUGCUGGUAGAGGUUUGAAGGAACAUGGCCCUAGAGCUCUUAAACCAAAUUCUGAGUCUGGUCAUGGGAAAAAGACUAAAGACCUGCCAAAGGAUAAAAAACAUGUUAAGGAUAAAGAUAAUGUGGUAGACACCACCCGUAGUACUAAGGUGCAGGGCAGAAGUAAAGCUAGUGCUGGGAAGAUGCCACAAAUUGGACAAGGAAAAUCUGAUUUGGGAUCAAGUGAAAGUUUGCGUCCUGCCAAAAAGUUGAAGCGUGGAGACAUGGGGGAUGCCAGGGGAUCACUCAGCAACAGCAUAAAGAUUUCCUCUUCUCCUAAACCUGUUGUGGCUGAUGAAAAAGGGGUUAAAAAAUCUGAGUUGAAGAAGUCUACGCCCACUCUGAAACCAGAAAACAUUUUAAAAUCUAGUUACCAUUCAGAUUCUGUUAAUUCUGCAGCUGGUGAUGAAACUGUGUUGCCUCUAACAAAGCGACAUCGUCGAGCUCUCGAAGCUAUGUCUGAUUCUACAACCGCAGUGCAUGAUAGUCCGUUUUCACAGAAGUACGAUGCUUCAUGUUCUAGUAGUGAUAAACUCUUGGCAAACCAUUCCCACAGAAAAAGGAGAGCAGUUUGCAUUUUUGAUGAUGAUGAUGAAGAUCCCAAGACUCCUGUCCAUGGGUCUUCACGGAAUAUUGAUGCAACUUCAAAUGGUCCGGAUACUAGUAAGAGUAAUGAUGUGCAUAAUCAAAGUCCUCUUAAUUCUCCCAUGACUGUUAAUGGAUCAAGUGGAUCAGAGCAUGGCCAUAUUAAGAAAUCAACUAGCCCAUUGCAGAGUUUGUCCUCGCCUAAAAAAUCUCAAACUGAAGAAUUGAAGCAGGAAAAGUCAGAGGCUGUUAAUGCCUCUGAAAGUCCUUCAAAAUUAGGAUCUGAGCAGCUACCACCUAAGGAGGCAAAACCAAAUUUAAUUUCACCGAAAAAGUCUCCUUCGUUAUCUAUUGGCACUACAGCUUUGGAACAACCGAAAACUGUGAAACCUCUAAUCAAAGCCUCCAAUAUCAGCAUCCAAAAACAAUCACAGGGGGGUUCUGCCAAGUCCGUUGUUUUGACCGCAAAUUCCAGCUCUUCCCAGAAGCCAUCGAUCCUCCAAAAAAGUAGGUCACAUUCAUCUGGAGAGAAGUCUAAAACUACUCCGAAGUCGCGAGCCAGUGACUCUAAUACGAUCAUGGUAGGAAGUUCAAUGGAUCAUGAUGAUCUUCAUGGUGAAAGAAGCUUAGUGAGUGAAUUCAAGACCAUGGAGUCUGCCAUGUCCAUGAAGAAUCUAAUUGCAGCUGCUCAAGCUAAAAGAAGGGAAGCUCAUUCACAGAAUGUCCUUGGGAUUUUUAGUUCUGGUAUUUUAUCCUCUGAUGUCCGUGGUAGUCCUAGUCCUUCUCCAGUCCAGCCGCAUUUAUCUAGUACCACCCAUUUGAUGCUGGCAGACUUGAAGGGACCUUUUAAUCAAAAGGACGUGGCUUCUCCAUCAACUCAAGGACAUCAGUUGGCAUCACAAAAUCACACUGAUGUCGAAGAAAUAGAGGAGAAAAGAGUCAGCUCAGUACACCGAUCUGUUGGAGAUUCAUUGAGUGGUGGAACUGAGGCAGCUGUUGCACGUGAUGCUUUUGAAGGAAUGAUAGAGACUUUAUCUAGAACUAAAGAAAGCAUAGGGCGUGCAACUCGUUUGGCUAUUGAUUGUGCCAGAUAUGGCAUUGCAAAUGAGGUCGUGGAACUUCUCAUUCGAAAAUUGGAGAUUGAACCUAGUUUUCACCGCAAAGUGGAUCUCUUUUUUCUUGUGGAUUCUAUAACACAAUGCUCACAUACUCAGAGAGGUAUUGCAGGGGCUUCUUACAUUCCUACUGUUCAAGCAGCAUUGCCACGUCUUCUUGGAGCUGCUGCACCACCAGGUGCUGGAGCCCGUGAAAAUCGUCGGCAGUGUCACAAGGUUCUGCGUCUGUGGCUUGAGAGGAAAAUCUUACCUGAAUCUGUUCUUCGACGUUACAUGGAUGAAAUAGGAGUGUCAAAUGAUGAUUCAUCUAUUGGUUUCUCCCUCAGACGUCCAUCUCGUGCUGAGCGAGCUGUAGAUGAUCCAAUCAGAGAAAUGGAAGGCAUGCUUGUUGAUGAGUAUGGAAGCAAUGCAACAUUCCAACUGCCUGGGUUUUUAUCUUCACAUGUUUUUGAGGAUGAAGACGAGGACCUUCCUACCACCCCAUGUAAAGAAGCCAAUGAUGCAACAUUGACAGAAUCAAGACAUGCUGGAGAGGCAGAAGCAUGUGCAGUUACCCCAAGUGACCGGCGCCAUCGCAUCUUAGAGGAUGUGGACGGGGAACUUGAAAUGGAAGAUGUUUCUGGGCAUCCGAAGGAUGAUAAGUCGUUGAUAGGAGAUGGUUGUUUUGAAAUAGAUGCUGAACAUCGGUCUUCAGAUAGGGUAACAGAACCUGCUUCAAACACUUCUUCGGAGUUUCCCCCUCUGCCAGAAGGUUCUCCACCUUUGCCUCUUGAUUCUCCUCCUCCACCCCCACCCUUACCUUCUUCACCACCCCCACCUCCACCUCCAUCCUCACCAUCACCACCCCCACUACCACCUCCACCACUUCCAUCAUUGCCACCUCCUCCUCCUCUACCAUCUGCAUGCCCUCCACCACCACCACCUCCUCCAUUAAUUCCCCAACUGCCAGUACCUAGUCAGGCUCCGUUGCCAAACCAGCAGAUAUUAUCGCUUCAAUCAUCACAGCAGUCUUCAGCACAGCUUGCGUAUCAAGCUCCAAUACCCCGUGAAUACUGCAGCAUAUCAACUGGAAAUCAGCAUGUGCAAAUGACUGGAAAUACUUCUCAUGGGAGUCACUUGGAUGCUUCUGCUAAAAGUGAAAUAUAUGGACAGCAGCCACCUUCCUUUGUCCCAACUGCUGUCUGCAAUUCCAUAGAACCUUCUGGAUAUAAUUCUUCGAGGCAAUUGGAGUAUGGACAUAAUGAUAUAUAUCUGAAUACGCAAGUUUCUCAGCCAAACCAGCAAUUUCAGCAAGGUAACCCCAACUUCAUUCAAAGACAGAUGCAUACUGGCCCACCUCAAAACCCACCUAGUCAUUUCUCUUAUGCCAAGCCUUCAGUUCAGCAGCAUCCUCCUCAUCCGUACCACCAUCCAUAUUCUUCGCCAUCCCUUAUGGAUGGACGGAGGCCAUUUUUAGGUGAUGAACAAUGGAGAAUGCCUUCAAAUGAAUUCAAAACAGAAAAUCGUCAAGGUGUAUGGAUGAACGGUGGGAGAAAUUCAUCACAUCCAGGCCCACCAUUCAGCCAGGAAGGCUAUUUUCAACCACCUUAUGAACGACCGCCAAGUAAUAUUGGCUUUCAGCGUCCUGCUUCCAACAGUCUACCAGCUGGAGCUCCAAUUUCUGGUAAUGGCAUUCCCCAAAUAUUACCAUCUAGACAAGACAUUUCAACUCUUAAUUGUUGGCGGCCUGCAUAAGAAAUUUUAUUUCUUUACCAUUGCUGAAUGUGAAAUUGGAAGACAAAUUGAUUACUGUAAAGAAAGAUCAGCUUUGUGCAUAAAUUCUGUACAACUUGAAGGCGCUGUCGAGACUUUUGGAGGCUCUUGGCUGGACUGUGUAUAUAGUAGUCAUCCUGACAAACUUAAUCCAGAAACAUUUGCUCCCCAAGUGUAGGCCCAUGUUUCUGACCCGGUUUUGAUAGAAUUUUAAGAUAGAGAGAGAUGAGCAAUUUUUGAGAUUCUCAAUUUGUUUACUUACCCGGGAAAAGAAAAGAGAGUCGCAUUUAUCCAUGGAGAUAGCUCGCAGCUGGAAAGUUGAGAUAAAAGAAACUAUAUUUAACAUGGAUUUUUGUGCCAAGACGUGGCUGAUCCUUCCUUAUUAUGCAGACUCCCGUUGUAAAGGUAGUCCCCAGAUACUCACAAAGAAAAAUUUUCAGAUUUUAUGUAAUACAAUAUUUUCUAUUACCAUUGUACAUGAUAUCAUCAUCAUCCCUUUUCUCACCAUACAUCCUAAAGUAUUUUUCUAAAAUAAUUUCCUUGUGCUUUAAAAAUCAUGUGGUCUGAAAGUAGUUCAAUUAUGAGCUUUAUUUUACCCA
This is a messenger RNA of Momordica charantia (bitter melon), 5433 nucleotides long. RefSeq names its product ENHANCER OF AG-4 protein 2. The record is from RefSeq and is a predicted model, not a curated record. Lineage: Eukaryota; Viridiplantae; Streptophyta; Magnoliopsida; Cucurbitales; Cucurbitaceae.